Pneumocystis jirovecii RU7 is the source of this 255-nucleotide messenger RNA. RefSeq lists its product as uncharacterized. The record is from RefSeq and is a predicted model, not a curated record. Gene Ontology annotation, cellular component: mitochondrion. Lineage: Eukaryota; Fungi; Ascomycota; Pneumocystomycetes; Pneumocystales; Pneumocystaceae. Bases 1 to 255 code for a protein of 84 amino acids. Gene Ontology annotation, biological process: mitochondrial respiratory chain complex IV assembly. The transcript is spliced from 2 exons.
AUGUCUAAACUUGCAAAAAUGAUAUUUUUUGCAACAACAACAGCAACACUUAUUACUAUUGGUACUGUUCAUUAUAUUCAACAAGUGGAAAAAGAUAGAAUGUAUGCUGGUGUGCUUCGGGAUGAGGCACGUCAAGCAGUUCGUAAACAGCGCGAAAAAGAGCGAGUAAUUCAAGAACAACAGGUCCUUCACGAAAAAAAUCAAUCUGUAACUAUUAGUUUGGAACCUGAAAAUAGCAAUGAAAGAAAUACAUAG